AUGGUUCGUCUUGUCUUCCUUUCUCUUGCCUUGGCUGCUCUUAGCCAGGCUGCCCCCGGGAAACGUGCUGGCUCGGCUUCCGCAUACUGUUCCAAUGGGAACAACUACAAGCUCUCGCCCAUUGACGCCCCCGUACAAGGUGACGGCAAUCCUGGUUCGGCGUCAACCUGGAAGUUGAGCAUCGAUGAUACCUCCUCUGGCCACAAACAGACUAUUACCGGUUUUGGUGCUGCCGUCACCGAUGCCACCGUCUCGGUUUUCAACUCCCUCUCGGACUCGAAGCUCCAGAGCCUCCUCAACGACCUGAUGACCUCUGCCGGUGCCGGGUUCAGCUUCAUGCGCCAUACCAUCGGAGCCUCUGAUCUAUCCGCCGACCCUGUCUACACGUAUGAUGACAAUGGAGGCAAUACCGACACCUCCCUGUCGAAUUUCAACCUCGGUGAUCGUGGAACCGCCAUGGCUAAGCUCCUUGCCAAGAUGAAGUCCGUCCAAUCGAACCUCAAGAUCCUCGGUUCCCCGUGGAGCGCCCCGGGAUGGAUGAAGCUGAACGGUGUUAUCCAGGGAAAUGAAGAGAAUAAUAACCUAAACGACGGCUACUUGACCAGUGGAGGCACCGGGAGCACGGGGUAUUCUAGCCAGUUCGCACAGUACUUUGUCAAGUACAUCCAGGCGUACGAGAAUCUGGGCGCCCACGUCAACGCCAUCACUAUCCAGAACGAACCGCUGCACAGUGCCAGUGGCAUGCCGACCAUGUACGUCUAUGACUGGGAGGCUGCUGAUCUCAUCCAGAAGUUCAUCGAUGUCCAGAACAUUACACUUGAUCUUCUGUUUGCUCUGAGGAGUCUCUCCGCCGCUCGAGUCCUACCGUCUAAAACAAGUCAUGGAACUGUCCAGAACGAUCUGCGGCGGUUGAUCUCUGCGGUUGCUUCUGAAACGUUCGACUCCUCGCGUAUAUGGCCUCUCUUGACUGCAACCAUCUCCCGCAAAGCAGAUAGCGACAUCUGGCAAUGUGUGUAUGACGCAGUCACCGAAUGCACCCCACCUCCUCGAGAGAUUGCGUCCUCCUUCCAGCAGACCCCGUGGAUCCACAAGACGAGUAGCUUCGCAAACUCCUCCGAAUACCGUCAAGACAUUGACCGGGUCCUCAAGUCAGAGCUUGGGGCUCUGUACAUAGGAAUCCCACAUUUCCACUCGACUUUUUUUGGAGGCAUUAGUGGUCUCCAGUCAGCGUCUCAUGCCGUUUUCAAAAGAUGUACGGAGGGGGAAAAUGCACUUUUUGCUAAUGGUUGGAAGGGGUGGCCAAGUGAUGCAAAUCAGGAGGAUGUCUUAACAUGGUUUGCGGAUGUGAGCGAAAAACUUGCUAAACUCUCCAAAGACUACCAUCCAGAGUCGAUACAACCACGAAGGCCACUUGCCCAGCCCAACAAGCCAAUCCAGGGCUCCACAGCAGAGCGUAAGCUGGACAUUGGCUUUGUUAGCGACGCUAGCGCCGGAAAGGAUAGUCGGUGUCAGUGGUCACAGAUCCUCGUGCCUGGAGAGCUGAAGAGCAAUCCAUCAGCCGAUGCUGCUUCCAAGGCAUGGCUUGACUUGGGGAGGUACGCUAGAGAAGUGCUUGCGGCACAAGAUACCCGCCGCUUCGUCUUAGGUUUUACCAUAUGUGGAUCGUUCAUGAGGAUAUGGGCCUUCGACCGUCUCGGGGGAGUCGCUUCUGAACGGUUUGACAUCAAUGAGAAUGGUUUCCAGUUUGUAUUCACCAUUCUCGGUUUCCUAUGGAUGAGUGAUGAGCAAUAUGGGUUUGAUCCCACAAGCAGCCAAAAAGACGGCCUUCGAUACAUUGAGAUAGAGCGGCACGGCCAAGUCGAGCGUCUCGUCCUUCGGAAAUUGAUGAAACGAGCACCUUGUAUUGCAGGUCGAGCAACAACAUGCUGGCAGGCGUACCGCGAAGAUGCCCCUGGGAUACCCCUCGUCGUCAAGGAUUCCUGGCAAUACACUGAGCGUGAGGAAGAGGGUGACCUCCUCCAACAAGCUACUCAAGCAGGGGUAAUUAACGUCGCACGUUAUUAUCACCACGGUACUGUUUACGUUCGAGAUAAGAUUGACGACGUUCAGGACAACGUUCGGGGUGGCUUGGAUAUCAGGACUGCGAGCAAUUAUCGGCCGGGAAGACUCGCGGUAUUCACUGGUACCAACAUAGCUGAUGGCCCGCGGAAGGGUCGGAGCAGCGGUAGGUCAGGCGUAAAACGGUCUUCUAGUCAAACCGAUGCCUCUCUGCCUCCAAGUAAGCGAUCUUGUUCGUCAUCUACCAAAGCGCCCGGCAACGCAUUACCAAAUCGAGUUCACCGCCGUGUCGUCCUACGCGAUUAUGGCGCACCAAUUUACGAAGCCAGCACUCGCCAGGCCUUACUUGUGGCGCUAGAGGGAUGCAUAGCAGGACACCAAUCUUUGCAAAAGGCGGGGAUCUUACACCGAGAUAUUUCAGUCAAUAACCUCAUGAUCAAUGAAGACAAAGAGAAUCCAUCCUGGCCAUCUUUCUUGAUUGAUCUUGACCUGGCUAUCCGAGAGCCGCGAGAUGGCGCCUCCGGGGCAAACGGAAAGACUGGCACCGGGGCAUUUAUGGCAAUCGGCUCGCUUCUAGACGAGAAACAUUCUUUCAUGCAUGACCUUGAGUCGUUCUUCUGGGUAAUUUUCUGGAUAUGCAUCCACUACAAGGGCCCUGGUCAGGGUAGAGUUGUUGCAAGAUUCGACAAGUGGAACUACGUGGAUACAGAGGAGUUGGCUGCUAUAAAAAAAGGCCUGAUUUCGGAUGAAGCGGAUUUCAUACGGACGGCGAAUGUGUACUUUACAGAGUACUACCAGCCACUUAUUCCAUGCAUCAACAAACUGCGGAAGGCAGUCUUUCCUAAUGGGAGGAGAUGGGCGAAGGAAGACAUAGGACUCUAUGAUCAAAUGAAAGGGAUCCUACGGACAGCCCAAGGGCCGUGA
Messenger RNA from Monascus purpureus, 2982 nucleotides. Lineage: Eukaryota; Fungi; Ascomycota; Eurotiomycetes; Eurotiales; Aspergillaceae. The record is from the annotation of a GenBank genome assembly.